Spinacia oleracea (spinach) is the source of this 1639-nucleotide messenger RNA. Its product is annotated as thaumatin-like protein 1. The transcript has 3 exons. Bases 218 to 1261 code for a protein of 347 amino acids. Lineage: Eukaryota; Viridiplantae; Streptophyta; Magnoliopsida; Caryophyllales; Amaranthaceae. The record is from RefSeq and is a predicted model, not a curated record.
UUCUCACUUGUUCUGACACUACCCUUCUCUCUCCUCUCUCCACUCAAGGUGUAAUUUUGUUUGUUUUAUGGGUGUUUAACACCCAUUUUUCAGCUUGGUUGGCCACUUUCUCACUCCCCCAUUCCCACUCUAUUUCUCCCUCUCUUUUUUUCUCUCCUGGAAAACAGAGUAUAACAGGGGAAAACAGAUUAAGAGAGAGACUUGAAAACAACACACUAUGGAUCCGUUAACCUACUUCAAGCUCAACUUCAUCCUCAACCUUGCUCUCCUGCCACUCGUUCUUACAGGUGUAUCAGGAGCAACCUUCACAUUCGUCAACAAAUGUGAAAACACAGUAUGGCCCGGAAUACUUGCCAAUGCAGGUACCCCAAAUCUGGAUUCCACCGGUUUCGAACUCCCGACGGCAACAUCCCGGUCUUUCCAAGCCCCAACCGGUUGGUCUGGUAGAUUCUGGGGCCGUACUGGCUGCAAUUUUGCAGACUCCGAACUAGGCUACUGCGCAACCGGAGACUGCGGCUCCGGCAGUGUCGAGUGUAACGGAGCCGGUGCCGAGCCUCCAGCAACCCUAGCCGAGUUCACCCUUGGCUCAGGUAGUCAAGAUUUUUAUGACGUCAGCCUAGUUGACGGCUAUAAUCUACCCAUUUUGGUUGAAGUAAGUGGUGGGUCCGGUUUAUGCGCUGCAACCGGGUGUGUGGUUGAUCUGAACCAGGUUUGCCCGGCUGAGCUGAAAGUAGGGAACGGUGACGCGUGUAGGAGCGCGUGUGAGGCUUUUAGAAGUCCGGAGUAUUGUUGCAGUGGCGCGUAUGGUUCACCGUCUACGUGUAAGCCGACGGUGUACUCCCAGAUGUUUAAAAUGGCGUGUCCGAGGUCUUACAGUUAUGCAUAUGAUGAUCCUACUAGCACUUUCACUUGCAGUGGAGCUGAUUAUACCAUCACCUUUUGCCCCUCUACUCCAAGUCAAAAAUCUACGCCUACUGCCACUCCAGUAACAACUCCAGUGACAACGACACCACCAAUUUUAUCCGGGUCAGAUCCGAUGGACUCAUCAUCAAAUGGAGCAGGAGGAGACAUGUCAUACGGGUCAGCUUCUGAGGGUGUGCCAGGAAUGGUAACUGGACCCGGAACUACAACCUCAGCAAUGGUAGCUGAUGGAUCAUGGUUAGCUGGCUUAGCCAUGGGAGACUCACUUUGUUUACAACCCACGUUACUAACACCCUUUGUCUUUGCAAUUUUCUCUCUCAUCUUCUUCUUCUCUCUGUAGUGAAAUUACUACUAAGGGAUCGAGGUGUCGAUCAUGUGUGCAAUGAGUAAUGUCUUUCAUAUUUUCCAGUCUAGCAUUUCAUCGAACAGCAUGCAGGCAAAGCCGAAAAAGGAAAGCUGAAGAUUCGCCGAAAAGACAAUUAAAAAUUGCUGUUUAAUUGGGAUUAGGAUAUAAUUAAUUAGGUUGAUAUUAUGAACUCUUUUAGUGUGAAAUUGUACAGAAAAAGGGUUGGCGGGGUUGUAGGAGGGAUCUUAAUUGCGGGUUUUGCAAGAUUGCAGUUUGUUUUCUGCCAGCAAUGGCCAAUGGGGAUUGUAAUUUUGUUGUUGAAUUUGUCUUUUAAACAUUAAUAUGAUUCAUAUUUAUGGCUUUUUGGUAGAA